UAUAGUAUUUUGCCUAUAUGUACAGCGAUUGCGAGGCAGCCGAACAAUAAACCCCGCCGAGACCCAACCCCCUAUUUACACCUCGUCACUUGCCAAGUUGACAUCGCCUCCGGGCAAGGCCCAUCAAGCUUCGUCGCUCCUCCGUUACUUCCGCCCAUGGCCAAGCGACUCUUCCACUCCUGCCGCUCGCCGUCUGCCGCAGCCGCGGUCAGCCCCACGACGACACUCCUCCCGACAGCUCACCCGCCCGUUGUUCCGGCUCCAUCGGGCGGUGCGUGCUGCCCGCGCCGCGUGCCUCGGCGGGGGCGGGCCCAGACACCUGCAGCCUGUGGCGCCGGGGGCUGCACCGUCGACUACGGCGCCGACGACCUCCCUCCGGCGCGUGGAACGCCAGCGUACCGCUGGCUGAAGAGCUCCCGAUGGCACGUCAUCGAGGCCGCCAACGCGUACGCCUCCGACGGCGACGGCGACGACACGCCCCGCCUGAAGAUCGACGCGCGGCGCCGGGUGCGGCACUCGCGCCGCCGCCGCCGCCGCAGGGUGCUCCACCGGAGGCUGGCAGGCCCGGCGAGCUGGUCGUCGGGCGACAGCGGGUGGUUCAGCAGCGACGACGACGAGCCGUUCGGCGCGGGGUCGGCGCUGCACGUGGCGGCGUCGUCGAGCACCACAACGGAGUCCUCGUCGACGGGCGCGAGACAGAACAGCGCCGGCGCCGCGAGGGGGGAGGGGGAGGCUGCGGCCGCGUCGCUGGCCGGGGGCUUCGCGGUGGUGAAGCGCUCCGACGACCCGCGCGCCGACUUCCGGCGGUCCAUGGCGGAGAUGGUCGUGGGCCGCGGCAUCUACGACGCCGACGGCCUCGAGCGCCUGCUCCGCUGCUUCCUGGCGCUCAACGACCGACGCCACCGUCCCGACAUCGUGGCGGCGUUCGGCGACGUGUGGGAGGCCGUCUUAUCCGACCUGCCGUCGCAGUCCCACUCCCACGGCACCGCUGCCGCUGCCACCUCCGCCAUGUCUCACCCCUAGAGGCCUAGACUAGCGUGCUCAUCGACAUCAUCGUCAUUGCGCUCGCGCGCACGUAGGUCUAUUCCAUUAGGUGAAGCAACUACUCUAUUAUAUGUAAAAAAAUGCGAUUAUAAUGUUCACGUAAUGCGGCUGUAAAUUAAGCUUUCUUGUGCGGGUUUGCGGCACCGGCUCCUUUCGGCCUUCUCCUGCUGCAUGUUUCAGUUCACCUGUGGAAAAUCUGUGUCAACACGACACGACCCUGGUGUCUGAGACUGACCUGAUGUGAUGUGACCUGGAGUGAGUGUAUGACACUAUUUCUCGA
Messenger RNA from Zea mays, 1324 nucleotides. Its product is annotated as OFP transcription factor. The transcript has a single exon. The record is from RefSeq and is a predicted model, not a curated record. Gene Ontology annotation, biological process: negative regulation of DNA-templated transcription. NCBI's taxonomy places the organism in Eukaryota, Viridiplantae, Streptophyta, Magnoliopsida, Poales, Poaceae. Bases 157 to 1023 code for a protein of 288 amino acids.